This is a messenger RNA of Galeopterus variegatus (Sunda flying lemur), 1170 nucleotides long. RefSeq names its product even-skipped homeobox 2 (gene EVX2). Gene Ontology annotation, molecular function: DNA-binding transcription factor activity, RNA polymerase II-specific; RNA polymerase II cis-regulatory region sequence-specific DNA binding. Gene Ontology annotation, biological process: regulation of transcription by RNA polymerase II. The transcript is spliced from 4 exons. The coding region runs from base 1 to 1170 and encodes 389 amino acids. Gene Ontology annotation, cellular component: nucleus. The record is from RefSeq and is a predicted model, not a curated record. NCBI's taxonomy places the organism in Eukaryota, Metazoa, Chordata, Mammalia, Dermoptera, Cynocephalidae.
AUGAUGGAAAGAAUAAGAAAAGAGAUGAUUCUGAUGGAGAGAGGACUGCACAGCCCCACGGCCGGCAAAAGAUUCUCCAAUUUAUCCGAUUCGGCUGGCAAUGCUGUGCUCGAGGCCCUGGAAAAUUCGCAGCACCCGGCUCGCCUCAGCCCGCGCCUGCCGUCCGCCCCACUGCACGGUGCUCUGGGAGACCUCCCAGCCAAGGGCAAAUUCGAAAUAGACACUCUGUUCAACCUGCAGCACCCGGGGAGCGAAAGCACCGUCUCCUCCGAAAUUGCCUCCACCACCGAGAGCCGCAAGAAACCGGGCCAUUAUUCCGAGGCGGCCGCCGAGGCUGACAUGAGCAGCGACGUGGAGGUGGGCUGUUCGGCGCUGCGCUCCCCCGGCGGUCUCGGCGCCGCGCCGCUAAAGGAAAACAAUGGCAAAGGGUACGCGGAGAGCAGCUCGACCGCGGGCACCACGACGUCGGCGUCGGGCUCGGGCCUCGGUAGCCUGCAUGGAGGCGGCGGCGGCAGCGGGGGUGCGGCGCUGGGCAGCUCCGGCUCCGGCGCGGAUCAGGUGCGGCGCUACCGCACGGCGUUCACCCGCGAGCAGAUCGCGCGCCUGGAGAAGGAGUUCUACCGGGAAAACUACGUGUCGCGGCCCCGCCGGUGCGAGCUGGCCGCUGCGCUUAACCUGCCCGAAACCACCAUCAAGGUGUGGUUCCAGAACCGGCGCAUGAAGGACAAGCGGCAGCGGUUGGCCAUGUCGUGGCCGCACCCAGCCGACCCCAGCUUCUACACCUACAUGAUGACGCACGCGGCCGCCACCGGAAGCCUGCCCUACCCCUUCCACUCGCACGUGCCACUGCACUACUACCCGCACGUGGGUGUUACGGCGGCGGCAGCGGCGGCCGCAGCCUCUGGCGCAGCAGCUGCGGCGUCGUCGCCCUUCGCCACUUCCAUCCGCCCGCUGGACACCUUCCGCGCCCUCUCUCAUCCCUACUCGCGGCCGGAGCUGCUGUGCAGCUUCCUCGGCGGCAGCGCAGGGGCCGCGGGGGGCUCGGACUUUGGCUGUAGCGCUGCGGCGCCGCGCUCCGAGAGCGGCUUCCUACCCUACUCGGCCGCCGUGCUUAGCAAGACCGCCGUGAGCCCGCCGGACCAGAGGGACGAGGCCCCGCUUACCAGAUAA